Molecule: messenger RNA, 1671 nt
Organism: Actinia tenebrosa (Australian red waratah sea anemone)
Lineage: Eukaryota; Metazoa; Cnidaria; Anthozoa; Actiniaria; Actiniidae
Product: BTB/POZ domain-containing protein KCTD8-like
Biological process (GO): protein homooligomerization
Molecular function (GO): protein binding
Source: RefSeq, a predicted model, not a curated record
CUGCGCGGUUUGAGUUUUAAUCUGUUUAUCUUUCUCGUGGUUCAGUAGGACAGCGAAACCUUACAGACCAUCAAGUAUUUAGCACUAGUGGGAACGUCCUAUCGCCGCUUAAAUAUAUCCCUAUGGAUAUGCAGUCUCCUAAGGGAACAGUCAAUGACCAGAAUCUACCGGCCGUAGUUGAGUUGAACGUUGGAGGCCAACUAUAUACAACGUCUUUGCCGACGCUGCUGAAAGAUUCAGACUCGUUGUUGAGUGCAAUGUUUAGCGGUAGGCAGAAAGUCCCUCGAGACUCCAGAGGUCGCUUUUUUGUCGACCGGGACGGCGUACUAUUUCGUUAUAUUCUGGACUACCUACGAAACUGUAAACUGGCUCUUCCUGAAGGAUUUAACGAACGAGAACGACUGUUGAUGGAGGCAGAACACUUUAAACUCAAGGGAAUGGUUCGCGCUAUUCAGCGUGAAAGUGAUACUCCAAAAAAUGGCAAAGACAAAGCUCGACCCGGGGGUUAUCUGUCUAUAGGAGUGCGUGGAACGUAUGCGUUUGGAAGAGAUGGGGUGGCAGACGUCAAGUUUAGGAAACUCCAAAGAAUUCUAGUCUGUGGAAACGUUGCUCUGGGAAGGGAAGUUUUUGGAGAUUCUCUUAAUGAAACCAGAGACCCGGAUCGCGACGACCAACGCUACACAAAUCGUUUCUAUUUGAAACACAGCUACUUGGAAAAGGCGUUUGAUCUGCUAAACGAGCAUGGUUUUCGACUGCUAACUAGCUCUGCUGGGGGCGCAGGCUAUGACCCUGAAAACGAGGAAACAAAGUGGAACCACUUUAAUGAUUAUGUGUUUUUUAGGGAUUGAUUAAUUAUACCUUGCCGGUGAUGACUGGCUGGAUAAAUGGAUAAGCUAUAUAUGCUGUGUAUAUCAGUAUCAGAUUUUGAAAAGCUGUCUCACACACAGCCUAACUCUUGAAAUUUUGGCGUUUUUGAAAAAUGUCCACCGCCUCAGUUAAGUCUGGUUACUGAACUGGCGCUUUCAAUUCAAAUAGAUAUUACUUCGUUUUUUGAGACACACAAAGACGUACCUUAGGCCCAACUACAGCUAGCUAGUUAGUUUUAUUCCGCGAAGUAAGCGGGGAAAUUGUUAACGUGUUAUAGAUGUUUUUCGUACAAUUUCCAAAAUGGCUGAUAAAACUUCAUGGUUUUUUUUUUGAAUUAAAAACACGGAAGAUUGAACCGGCGUCGAAAGUCAAUAAACAGAAAAAGAUUGUAAAUUUGCAUCUCGGAAACGCUGAAAAUGAAAGACUGUGUAUAGGUAGAAAACACGUUUUAGAACAUCAAUUUAUUUGCGUGAAGUAACUAUAAUUUCACGUUGAACAACAGCAUUGAAUAAAGACAGAACAGUGGGGAAAACGGCCAGUAUGUUAUUUGGUUUAGCUAGACUGCCAGUUAAAAUAAAGAAUUAGCUAAUCAUUAGCAUGAAAAAUAUAAAAUGCAUUCAAUCGAAACUCGAAUGUAAAAUGUUUUCUUUUUUCCCCCAGCAUGAUUCGAUAUGUUUUCCUUUUUAUUCUUCAUUUCUUAAGUGAAAAUAAACUCAAAGGUGAUUGAAGUUAUGGGGGUUUACUUUACUAGCUCUUUUUUGUCAUAGGUAGUCCGACUUUUGGAAUAAAAAGCUCAUUACACAA